GUUAGCCUAUAAUAUUAGGUUGUAUGCUCUGCUUGCUACUUGAACAACCUCGGUCGCCCCUAGGCAGACGCAGCCUCUUCGUGAUUCUGAAUCAUGGGAUAUCUGAAGGAGUAUGUUGACCAAGGAGUGCAAACCACUUGUUCCCUGCAAUCAGCAACAGUAUCAGACUCGCCAGCGGUUCAUGUUCUUCAAGCUCCCCUCGACGACUCUGACCGGCUUUUACAUGAAAUCACAAUCGAGUUGCCAUCAGUCGACCCCGAACAGGCCGAACUGCCUCCCUCACCUUCAUCUGUUGAUGAUAAAAGCGCAUAUAGUCGGUCCAAUAUCCAAAAUAGUCCCGUUAGCCCCAUGUGUGCAUCCUUGAUAUCUCGUCGCGUUUCUAGGCGCAAACUAUUCCUAGUCGAGCGUCGCCCAGAAGGAAACACCGUCGAAAGACGCGUGAUUUCUAUGCCGGACAGCAUGUCAGCGCAACAUGUCAAAAUGGACUCUCAAAAUGGCAUGCGGGUGGUUUCCAUGCCAGAGUAUCUCGCGGCUGCUGUUGACUUGUCUCUGGACUCGAUCGAGUCUCCGUCCGCAGGAGCAUCAUUCGAAUCGUCAUACAUCGAGAAACGUCAUCGAGUCAGAGUUUGUCCCCCACCCUCAGAUGUUCCGCACACGCCUUCUCCACCGUCGUCUCCCGAGUCGAUCCUCAUUAUCGACAGUCAUGCGCAGCUUCCUGAUGGAUUCCUUCGACGAAAAUAUUUCAAAAAGACGGCCUCGCCCGGAAACGGUUGGACGACGUGGGCGAGUUCUCCUCCCCGCCCUAUCCCGGCACUUCAUGGCCCGCUUUCCCUCCCAUAUGCACGCUGUCCAUCGGGAGCUGAAGGAACGAUCAUCGAGGAGCCAGGCAACGUAUCUCGAAUGAUAUGGGGUUUAGGUCAAGACGAAUCUGGUCAAUAUCGUGGCGAUAGUGAGCAUACGGAUGACGAAACACGUCAUAAAGCCUUCCCUCACUCCCAGGUUCCACCACAAACGCAAAAGAAACAUGUGGUUCAGAAAUCUCAUCAGGUACGAGCGGCCGUGAAUAACAAGAAAACGUUCAAAGGCGCUGGCGGAGGGACUUCCACGGCUCAUCGUCACCCUGACCAUGAACGUCGAAUUCAUGGAUACUCGCAAGCACCUCAUCUACCGGAGCCACAAGCUGAACCAGCCAUCCGCGGUCUUCCUUUCUCAGGUUCUUGGCGGUCAGAAACCGGUAUCCCAGCUGUUCGCGAAUUGGACGUCCACGAAAGAAGCUUUGGCUCAUCGUUCAAUGAUCAGAAACUUCUCUUGGAUUUGCAGCUCGCAUUCGCCCAACAGUCGCUUCAAAAUACUGCGCUCAAUCAAGCUUACCCUGAAGGCCUUAAGCCAGUUUUUCCGGUUUCGAAUCAUCCUCGCGCCACCCCGGCUUACCCGAGAAUCUUUGUGGAACCGCGUCUCAAUGAGGUGGUCAAUGCAGCACAGCGUCAGUCUGCCAUGGAGAUUGCCCAGCAGUAUCGUCAACGUCAGGAGUUCCGUCUCAAGCAACAGGCUGGCCUACCUACUCCGCCAAAUUCUUCCUCUCCUCAGUGGUCAUCAAACUUCUCGCCCUAUCAGUAUCCUUCUGUAUCUCCUGAGAUGGACAUUCAAAACACAUUAGGUCUGCCCCAUCACAUCCAGCAAGCACAACGCCCCUUCUUAGGUGCAUCCCAUCAAGCCAGGCUCUUGUAUGAUAACAAUGUCGAGACUCGUUUCUUCGAUGGAAACGGUGUCUGUGGUUCUAUGCUCUCGCGUCAUGAGAGGGCCGUCCCUUCUGCGGCUACUCGGCAUCCUUCGGAUGUUUCUGGCGGUCUUGCCGACUAUCUGCGCGAUUUGCAUGUAUUGUCUUCUCAACAGCCUCGUUUUGCUGGCACCACUGAACCUCAUCUGGUGGAAGCGGCCCGCCACCCCGUCAGUACCAAUCGUACCGCUGUCUCCGUUGCUCCUCCCUCACCUGAGUCUCCCGGGUCGCGAUCUCGCAGUGUCUCCUAUCAGCAACCCAGGUCUGUUCCUCUUGCGCGGUUAAUGCAACGCCGACUGUCUUCUGUGCCGGAAGAGGAGCUCAUCGGUCUUCCGGACACCUCAUCUACAUCUACUUACAGGUCUACCGAUUGUCACCAGCGCAGUCUCUCCUCACGUGACUACUCUGACGACAAUGCAACACCUCGCAGGUACCACCAAGAACAACACCUUGGCGUCCCUAGCCCCGACGCAGUUGACGAGUAUGAAGCACAGCCGUACUCGUUCCCUCAUGGAGCAUCACCCGCAAAAGUUCGUCUCCCCUCGGUGCAAGAACAGGAAGAGUUCCUUCAUCAAAACCGCGUGCAGUCGCGGUCCAGGGGAGGGAGAAUUGUGGACGCGUCUCAACAGCUCAAGAAGAAACCGCGCGGGAGGAAAACAAGAAGCGACACAUGA
Suillus clintonianus is the source of this 2451-nucleotide messenger RNA. RefSeq lists its product as uncharacterized. Bases 94 to 2451 code for a protein of 785 amino acids. Lineage: Eukaryota; Fungi; Basidiomycota; Agaricomycetes; Boletales; Suillaceae. The transcript is spliced from 3 exons. The record is from RefSeq and is a predicted model, not a curated record.